This is a messenger RNA of Hibiscus syriacus, 4977 nucleotides long. RefSeq lists its product as uncharacterized. The coding region runs from base 368 to 4591 and encodes 1407 amino acids. The record is from RefSeq and is a predicted model, not a curated record. NCBI's taxonomy places the organism in Eukaryota, Viridiplantae, Streptophyta, Magnoliopsida, Malvales, Malvaceae. The transcript has 12 exons.
CAAAGCAGUCUCUCUCUCUAUCUCUACUGUAUCUUAGAGACAGCAAAGUCGCCAUAGAAAAAAGAAAGGAAAGAUUGCCAUUUGAGAAAUGAGUAAAGCAAAAACCAUCCUUGUCCUUCUUUGGUUGUUCUUCAAACUUAAAUAAAUAAUCUAGACACCCUUAAAGUUGAAUUCUUUAGCUUCCCUAAUUUAGAACUUCAACAUUAAGUAAAAAGAAAAAACUCCAAAUGCUGGUACCCAUUUGAGUCUUGAUUCUUGGGAUCCGAUUACUACUCCAAGAUCUCACCGUCUAUCUUCCUUUCUCCUUGUAAAAGAAGUAUAUUUGCCUAUAUGAAGUGUUAGACUUGGGAAUUUUGAUCGAGAAAAGAUGAAAUCUGAUAGGCUUAUUGAUUAUGCGGUAUUCCAAUUGUCACCAAAGCGUUCAAGAUGUGAAUUGUUUGUUUCAAGCAAUGGAAACACAGAAAAGCUUGCUUCUGGGUUAGUAAAGCCUUUUGUUACUCAUUUAAAGGUGGCAGAAGAACAGGUUGCACUGUCACUUCAAUCAAUUAAGCUUGAAGUUGAAAAACAUAAAAAUGCCAAGACUUGGUUCACAAAAGGAACAAUCGAGAGGUUUGUGCGGUUUGUUAGUACACCGGAGGUGUUGGAGUUGGUGAACACGUUGGAUGCAGAGAUGUCUCAGUUGGAAGCAGCUCGAAGAAUAUAUUCUCAGGGGGUGGGAGAGCAGCCUCCUGGUGCAUUAGGUGGGGACAAUGCAGGAAUGAUAGCUGCUGCUGAUGCGACAAAGAAGGAGCUUUUAAGGGCUAUUGAUGUACGCCUUAUUGCAGUUCAGCAGGAUUUGGCAACAGCUUUUGCUCAUUCAUCUGCAGCUGGUUUUAAUCCUGACACUUUAUUCGAACUCCAACAAUUUGCAGAUCAGUUUGGUGCUCAUUGCUUGAAUGAGGCUUGCACCAAUUUCAUAUCAUUGUGCCAGAGAAGACCAGAACUGAUUCAGCCAGGUGUUAAUGAUCAGGUGGUUCGAGCCUCGUGGGGAUCUGACAUGUCAAUCGAUGACCCCAAUGAAGAUCAAAAUGUGUCCCAUGUCAAUAGCAGGCUCCACCAACCUUGCCAAAAUAAGUACCAAGAACUGAUACAACCAAACACUAUGCAGACCCAACACCAUAUCGAUCAAUCAAAACUAGCCACAUCUCAACAACCAAAGCCUCCUAGUACCUCACAACAGCGUUCCCUAUUUGAAAACAAGGAAGAAGAGAAGAAAGAGGAAGGGGUGAUUGAGUCAUCACCUAGUCAAAUCAGUCAACCGUCUAGGCGGCUUAGCGUGCAGGACAGAAUCAACCUCUUUGAGAACAAACAGAAGGACACCUCAUGUUCUGGAGGCAAACCCAUCGCUGUUGGCAAAUCUGUUGAACUGAGAAGACGUUCAUCUGAUGUUUCGUCUGUGCCAGCAGUUGCUGAAAAGGCGGUGCUAAGAAGAUGGAGUGGUGCAAGUGACAUGAGCAUCGACUUGGGUAAUGAUAAGAAGGAUGGUAACACUGAUAGCCCUCUGAGCGCAUCCUCCUCAUCUUUAGUGUAUCAAGGUUUAUCCGAUGAUAAGGAACAAAAAGACAUGAAGGGUUUGACCGACAAGGCUAGUUCAAUUGAAGUUAAACCUAGGAAUGCUCCUAAUAAAGCUGAUGAUUCUGGGUUGAAAGAUCAGGGAGAAGUGCAAUCACAGGUCAGUAGCCUUUCAGAGAAAGAAGAGGGUGUGGGGUUGAAGGGGUGGAUAAGUCAGAAGGAUCAAUUGGGAUCACAGAACAUCCAAUAUCAGUCUUUUACAGGUAAGUCUGAACAGGGUGAGUUGGGUGAUCAAGUAGUUUCUCAAGAGAAGGUUAGUGGUCCCAUAACAGGUGAGAGGGGAGGUUUGGAGGUGCAGUCUGGAGUUUUUCCUAAUAAAGCUGUGAUUGAUGGGUUUAUAAACCAACCUACUAAUCAUUUGCUGGUUGGAGUGGGGGAUGCCACACCUGAGGGGUUAAAGAAUAGAAUGGAGGUUCAAGGUAAAGACGAAUCAGCAGCACAAGUGCGUCUUAGGGCUCCAGUCCACUCCCAAACAUUUUUGGGGCAGUUUGAAGGUGGUAUUGGACUAAAAAUGAAGGAGGGUCAGUAUAAAGGCAGUGAAGGUUAUCAGUUCACUCAGCCACAGUGGAAAUCUUUUAAUGGGGAAGUUGGGGAAGUUGAGGAAGUGGGAAUGGAAGACUUGGCAUCAUCUGAGAAGCAAAUGAGCAAAAUUGAGGAUUCUGGAGUACAUAAAAUUAAGUUCAAGAAACAUGCUCCAGUAGGUUCUGAACCAAGCAAGAAGUCGCAGGGUAGUGCAAAUAACAAGUCUGUUCCUGGUAGAAAGGUUCCUGAGAGUGAAGAGAGGUUAAGUGCCCCAGUGGUUUUAGUAGAUCAAACUCCGAGGUUAAGGCAGAUUAGGGUAAAUCAGGAGCUGAAUGAUGAGUUAAAAAUGAAGGCAAAUGAACUCGAAAAGCUUUUUGCAGAGCACAAACUUCGGGCUCCUGGUGAUCAAUUCAGUUCUGCAAGGAGAAGCAAGCCUUCUGACGAGCAGAUUGAACAAGGGGGAAGCUCACAGUACAAGAAGUCUGUGGCCUUAGAUUCAUCUCCUGCACAGAUGACUGACAAAAACUCGAUAUCUGAACCGAUGGAGAGUAUGGGUAAUAUUGCUAAAUUUUGUACUCCUACAAAGAUGAUCGAUAACGAGGACUACGCUGAUGGUUUGAGGCGGAAUUUCUAUAGUGUCAGCUUUUCAGUUGAUUCUAGAGGAAAAUUUUAUGAAAGGUAUAUGCAAAAGAGAGAUGCAAAGCUGAGGGAAGAAUGGAGUUCUAAAAGGGAUGAGAAGGAAGCCAAAUUGAAGGCUAUGCAGGAUAUCCUUGAGCAAAACAGAACUGAGAUGAAGGCCAAGUUUUCUGGUUCUGAUAGACAGGCUUCUAUUUCUAGUGCUCGUCGACAAGCCGAGAAAGGGAGGUCAUUCAAUCUACAAUUGCAGGUAUCUCCUGUUGCACAUCCAAUAAGUUCAAUCCAGAGCGAAGAAGAUGAAGAUCUUUCUGAGUUUCCUGAUCAUCAGUACUAUGGCCAGGAUAGAUCAUAUAAUGAGGCGUCUUUAUUCGAUGAUUCUUCUAGGAGCUCCAACUCUAAGAAGGUUUUGCCUAAUAGAAAUGUGUCUUUAUCCACUCCUCGCACCCCAGCAGUUACAGUUCCACGUUCAGCAGCCAAAGUUUCAAAUUCCUGUUCUGGAAGACAAAGAACGCAACCUGAAAAUCCUCUUGCACAAUCAGUUCCCAACUUCUCUGAUCUCAGAAAAGAAAAUACAAAGCCCACUUCUGGAGCUGGAAAGAUGAACAGCCAUAUACAAGUGAGAAAAUAUGCUCCGAGCAAGAGUAACAAUGAAGAGAUAUCACUUGGCAAGGAUGAACAGUCUCGACGGUCUCAGUCCAAUAGGAAAAGCUCUGCUGGUCAUUUGGAAUUUUCAGAUGUGCCUGACUUGAAUUCUGUUGAUGUUGCUUUGGAACCUAAGAAAUUUGAUAAAGAACAGACCUGGCAGAGCUUCAAUGAAAAAUCCUUUAAGAAUGUGGAAGCAAAGCCUUUCCUAUGGAAAGGUAAUGGUAUAGGUCCUGGUGCUGGAGUUCAUUUUGAAAACUUCAGAGCAACAGAGGCAUCUGAGAUUCCAAAUGGUGAAGAGUCUAAUGAACUAGCAUUUGAAGCGGAUGAUUCAAUGGAUAUAACCAAAGAAGAUGAGGAGGAUGAGCUUGAAACUAUGGCUGUUGAUUCUGCCAUCAUGGAAAAUGGAAGAUCAAGACUGAGCCAGGCAUCUGACAAACUGGAUAACUCUGGAUCCGAGAAUGGUGAUUCCAUCAGGUCUCUUUCUCAGGUGAACCCUAAAUCUGUUGCUGAACUGCCCGCUGCAGUGCUCACUACAUUCCAUAGUGCAGUGUUCUUGCAGAAGUCACCUGGAGAAAAUCCUGUGUCCUGGAAUUCUCGCAUGCGCCAUCUGUAUUCUUAUCCCCAUGAGACUUCAGAUAUUGAUGCCUCCAUGGAUUCCCCGAUUGGGAGCCCUGCAUCUGGGAAUUCUCACUCACUUGCUCAAACAGGAGUGGAUGCUGCUCGAAUGAGGAAGAAAUGGGGAAGUGCCCAGAAACCAUUUCUUGUUGCUAAUUCAACCAAUAAUCAGCCACGUAAGGAUGUGACAAAAGGGUUCAAAAGGUUGUUGAAAUUUGGACGAAAAAGCCGUGGGACAGACAGCUUGGUGGAUUGGAUAUCUGCUACAACUUCUGAAGGAGAUGAUGACACAGAGGAUGGCAGAGAUCUUGCCAGUCGAUCAUCUGAAGACUUGAGGAAAUCAAAAAUGGGAUUUCCUCAGGGUCACCCUUCCGAUGAUGUCUUCAAUGAAGGUGAAUUGUUCAAUGAUCAAGUUCAAUCCUUAUGUACCUCCAUUCCAGCAGCACCUGCGGACUUCAGAAUAAGAGACGAUCAUAUGUCAGGAAGCUCCAUAAAAGCACCACUUUCAUUCUUUUCACUAUCAUCAUUCCGAAGCAAGGGUAGCGAGAACAAGCCUAGAUAAAUCCCAUAUCAAGGAAAGUCCAGAACAAUUGCUUGGAAUCAUCAUAAACAGUAGGGUAUAAGGGAAUAUAUAUAUAUAUAUAUAUAUAUAUAUAUAUAUAUAAAGAUACAGAUCCUUGAGGUAUAUACACCUACAAUGGGACUUGUAAAUUUUCAUAGAGUCAUGAAGCUUUCUUCAUAAUCUAGUAUGUUUUGUAUUGUUGUGUUGAGCUAUGUUGUAUAUUGGUUUCGCCCCUCUGGCAUAGUCAUUGUGAUUUUGGUAGUCCAGAGCCAGAGGCAUUCUUUUUGUUCUUAUUAAUUUGCUAUUUCCUUGUAUAUCAAACAUUGAACUCUUUGUUAAUCAAGAGUUAAUUGACAAUGCGGAGUCAAGUAAAAUCCACCUUUUUA